CUCGCGCAGCAGCUGAGAUCUGAUGGAGCCGCUCACCUGAGAUCAGUGUCUUUAACAGAAACCCACCAGAACACGAACCGGAACCCGAUUCCGUCUUUCAGCAGGUGAAUCAUCAUCUACACGCAACAACUUCUCCUUGCAGCCAUGAGCCGUCUGUUGGUGCUGAUUGUGAGCGUCGGGCUCGCGCUCCUGGCGUGUUCCCGUCGCGGGGAGGCGCGUGUCAGGCUGAACUCCAUCAGAACCGUGAUCCUUCGAGGGGGUCACCCGCUCCCCGGGAACAGGAGCGCGUGGGAGCCGAGCAUGGACUUAACGCUCUACCAGUGCAUGAGUGACCUGGAGUGCAGCGAGGGGAGCUACUGCCACAUCCCCACCAAAGGCCCCGUCCACUCCCGCUGCCAGACCUGCCGCAGGAGGAACCGGCGCUGCCACAGGGAUGGCAUGUGUUGCCCUGGCAACCGCUGCAGCAGCAAUGUCUGCGUUCCUGAUGUGGACAGUUUUAUGUCUCAGAGGAUCCCAGACACUGAUGAAGACAUAAGUCCACUGUCUGGAAGGAAAGGAUGGAGGAAAAGAGGGAGGAUGGACAUCAAGGGAUCCUCCAGUAAAGGUCAGGUUGGCGACUCCUGCUUGCGCUCCUCCGAUUGUUCAGACAAUUUGUGCUGCGCCCGUCACUUCUGGACUCGUAUAUGCAAGCCGGUGUUGCGGGAGGGACAGGUUUGUACACGGCAGCGGCGUAAAGGACACCACGGCCUGGAGCUGUUCCAGCGCUGCCCCUGUGGGGCCGGACUCAGCUGCCGGACUCUGCGGGACCUCAGCACCCAGCCCUCAACACCAUCAUCGUCUUCAAUGCUGGCCCCAAAACCCAAAUCUGCUGUCUCCUCUUCCUCAUCUCGCCACUCUUCUCCGCACACCUCUGUGCUGUCCUCAACCUCGUCAUCAUCGUCUUCAGUGGUUUCAAAGACGAGACUUCACGUGUGCCAUACAAAUUAAAGGUGGACUGAUGGAAAGAAAGACAGGAACAGAAGGUUAAGUGAGGAAGAACUGUUUGAUUUUUCCACCAGUGAUGGGGCCAAGAGGCAAAGACAAACGGAGAAAGAAAGGUUUUUUUUUAAUAAAGGGAGGAUUGAAUGACAUUCCUGUUUUCACCUCCCCCUCCUCCACCUUAACCAGUAUCUGGAUGCUAAUUAGCUUCCCGUGAGGCAGCAUUGACACAUAAACUGAACAGGAUGUGAAACUCUUUGUAGUUCAGAUCUGGUUUCUUCAUGGGUGUCUAGACAGGCAGAAACCACUUUGAAAUCCAGUUUGACUCCAUUUACACCAACAGGAAAAGCGCUAAUGUUAAAUAUCUGGUGCGUGGUUGUUGUAGCUGCCUGGAGCAUGCAAGGAAAGAAAUCUUGAUUUUAACUUGAUGUCUCUUUACUGAGUAACCUUCAAAGUCACAUGCUAGCUGAAAUUUAGCAUUUAGCAUGAUUUUCUAGCUAAAGCUGAAAUUAAACAACCACAUAAACAAAAGUAUGAAGUUUAUCUUUAAUGCUUGUAAAUAAGGGGAAAAUGAAGAAGAAGUUAUCAAGUGAAAAAGCAGUUUAGUUGUAUUUCAUCAAGCGAUCUUUGGUUUAGCUGCAAAAAGGUUUUAUGUUUGCUUUAUGUUAAAUAGCUGUGGCAUGUCUGUUGUAGCUGCCUGGAGCAUUUCCAUCCUAAUAUUUCUUUAUCAACUAGCCACAAGUUUUAUGUUAGCUUAAAUUUAGCAUUUACUUGUCUAAAACUAAAAUUUAACAACACAGAAAUAUGAACAUUCAAUCUUUUGUAGAUUAGAGAAGAGAUGAAGAGUUGUGCUUGAGUAAAAAAGGCAUUCAGCUUUAGUUUAAUCGGGGGAUCAGUGGUUUAGCUGCAAAAUAGGUUUCCUGUUUUCUUAAUCCUAAUAUCUGAUGCAUGUCUGUUCUAACUGCCUCAAGCAUGCAGAAAAAGAAAUGUUCUCAACUUGAUUUCUCUUCAUAAGCUAAACCCAAAUUUAUAUGUUAGCUGAAGCUUAGCAUUUAGUUUUAAUUUAGCUAAAACCCCAAGAUAACUCUAAACAGAAGAAAAUGUUUUUAAUGCUUUGUAAUUUGUUCUAAAGAGAGGUAAAUGGAGCUUUGUUUUGUGCUAAAUUGGCUUUCUGUUUCAGUUUUAUUCUCUGCUAGCAUUGGCCAGAAUCACAGGAUUUUCAGCAGUGUGUGAGCAUCAUAAUGUCAAACAGCUCAUGUGUUCCCUCAAGAAAACUAAAAAUGUACUACAAGUAGCCAAUGUAAACAUCUUCUGUCAAGGUAACACCCAUCGGGACAUUUUAGUUUACUGCCUUCACAUUAAUGUAAACCUAUCAACCAUAACUGGUGUAUCAUGGUGUUGAAGUUCAUAAGAUUAAAUAUAUCUGUGAAUGUCAAUAGUAAUUCUUUUAACCUAAAUGUCAUAUAUAUUAGCUAAAUGUGACUUUAGUAUCUCCAAAAGAAAAUAUUUUUCUUCUUGAGUUAAUAUUUAAGGUCUGACAUUUGUCUGGAUGUCGUCUGAGUGCACUACUAUUGUGGAUAUAUAAUUUUUCCUAUAAACUGAGCCUUUGAAAGAUGGUAUAGCUGUCAUUCUGUUAUGUGUAACUGUGACCUAAUUCCACCACUUUAGGAAGGGAUCAUCUCUUUCUGUAGCUAAUGAUUGUAAAUCAGCAGUUUGUUUGAUUUUUUAUGAAUAAAUGGGUUUUCUUUCC
Messenger RNA from Melanotaenia boesemani (Boeseman's rainbowfish), 2728 nucleotides. RefSeq names its product dickkopf-related protein 2-like. Gene Ontology annotation, cellular component: extracellular region. Bases 145 to 987 code for a protein of 280 amino acids. The transcript has 5 exons. The record is from RefSeq and is a predicted model, not a curated record. Gene Ontology annotation, biological process: negative regulation of canonical Wnt signaling pathway; multicellular organism development. Lineage: Eukaryota; Metazoa; Chordata; Actinopteri; Atheriniformes; Melanotaeniidae. Gene Ontology annotation, molecular function: co-receptor binding; receptor antagonist activity.